Messenger RNA from Paramuricea clavata, 2544 nucleotides. NCBI's taxonomy places the organism in Eukaryota, Metazoa, Cnidaria, Anthozoa, Malacalcyonacea, Plexauridae. The record is from the annotation of a GenBank genome assembly.
AUGAUUUCGUUAUCGAACUUCAUCCAAUUCAGAAAUGAUCGCACAUACUCCUGCGGUGGCGGCGUUUCCAUUUAUAUUAAAGAAGAAAUUUACUGUAGGAGGCUAGAGCAUUUCGAGGAUUCAGCCAUUGAAUCCCUAUGGUUACUACUUAGACCUAAGCGUUUACCAAGAUCUAUAUCCGCUCUUCUACUUGCAGUCAUUUACCACACCACCUCCUCCGGCGCCAACGAGAACUUUGAACUGUACAACCAUAUCCAGCGUAAUGUUGAAUCCUUCCUUUCUCUGCAUCCUGAUGGUCUCGUGUUUGUGACUGGGGAUUUUAACCCUGUCAGUACAUUAUUUGAUGAAAAACGGUUGAAAAGAUUGUCCGGUUUAACUCAAAUUAUUAAUGUCCCAACACGUCACAACGCCAUAUUGGAUUGGUGUCUCACUAAUGCCAAGAAAGUCGUUUUUGAUGUAAGCCAGCUUCCUCCUAUUGGCUCGAGCGACCAUAAUGCCAUUUUAAUAAAACCCCAUAAAGAUCGUCUGGAUAAUUCGUGUAAUAAACGAGUAUGCAAAAGAGAUUUAAGAGAUAGCAGUAUAAGACAUUUUGGUCAGACUAUUACAUCUACCGAUUGGACGGAGAUAUUCGAAAUACCUGAUCCUAACAUGAAGUACCGGAGAUUUAAUGAGGUAGUUUCUGCAAUGAUGGAUUGUUUUUUCCCCAAUAAACCAACUAGUGUUAGGGAAUCUGAUAAACCAUGGAUGACGUCAUCGCUUAAGUCCUCCAUUAGUAAGCGACAAAAAUCACUUCAUAAGUACGGAAGAAAUUCACAAGCAUAUAGAUUUUGGCGCAAUACAGUUCAACGGGAUGUUAAAGUGGCACGUAGAAAGUACUAUGCCAAUUCCGUGCAGAAGUUGAAAAGUGCAAACCCUUCCAGAUGGUGGAAAGAGGUUAAAUCCAUAGGGGGCCUCUCUUCUCGGGAAUCUUGGGUACAUCAACUACUUUCUGAAGUAAACCCCACCUGUGAGGACCUUGCUGAGUCAUAUAACGGAUAUCUUGUUGGACUUACUUCGCAUUUUAAACCCUUGUUAGAAUGCACCGAUGACCAGGAGACAGAAGUUCCCAACCAUCUACUCGUAAAUAUAGGGCAAGUUUAUUCAGUGUUGCGACGUCUUAAAACGACGAAGUCUCCUGGCCCAGACGGUAUCCCAAAUAGGAUCCUGAAAACCUUCGCUUUUGAAUUUGCCCCUAUCAUAAUGGACAUAUACAAUACAUCAGUGCUCCAGGGAGUCUUCCCUGAUCAGCUAAAACGUUCUAUCGUCGUUCCCAUUCCAAAAGUGUCACCACCUCAGACUAUUGAGGACGAUUUAAGACCUAUAUCACUCACAGCUCAGGUAUCUAAAGUGAUGGAAGGAUUUAUGCUACAGUCCCUCAUGUCGGAAGUGGGUCUUAAAUUGGACCCAAAGCAAUUUGCUCUUCCGGGAAAGUCAACCACUCAGGCACUCGUUUAUCUCCUACACUUGAUUCAUGCUGCUUUAGAUCAAGGCCACUGCUCUGUAAGAAUCUUUUUUGCUGAUUUCAAAAAAGGUUUUGAUCUCGUCGACCAUAAUGUCAUUAUUGAUGAACUUUUAAAAUUACAAGUGAGUCCUGCCAUUAUAAGAUGGAUAAAGUCGUUCCUUACCUCCCGCGAACAGUGUGUUAAAAUCGGACCAUCCUUUUCCUCAUGGAAACCCGUUAACGGUGGCCUACCUCAAGGAACUAAACUUGGCCCUCUUCUCUUUGCCAUUUUAGUCAAUUCCCUCCUACAGGACUGGAAUGGGCGGAUAAAGUUUGUAGACGAUGCUACUGCACUAGAAAUUGUUCCACGUUGCUCUCCUAGCUUGCUACCUAUUCUCGUAAAUGAUGUAUCUCAGUAUGCCUCAAGUAGAGGAAUGAAGCUUAACAGUAAGAAAUGUAAGGAGAUGACAAUAUCCUUCCUCCAAUACCACCUUCCACUUGAUAAUGCGAUCUAUAUAGAUGGUUCGCCGGUGCAAUCAGUAUCCUCCUUUAAACUGCUCGGUGUGCUACUGAGAGAGGAUCUAUCUUGGUGUGAUCAUGUCGACUAUGUGAUUAAAAAAGCAAAUUCUAGACUCUAUGCAUUGCGGAAGUUAAAAAAGGCUGGGUUAAGCGAUAAAGACCUUGUCACUAUAUAUUCCUCCUUCAUUCGGUCCCGAAUUGAGUACGCUUCACCUGCGUGGUCAACGCUGACCCAAGGCCAGUCUGACCUUAUCGAAUCGAUACAGAGAAGAGCAUUACGUAUCUUGCUUCCCGAAAUGUCGUAUCAAGACGCAUUGAAUUAUACUGGUCUAAAAAAGUUAAGUACGCGUAGACAUAAUUCCUGUGAACAAUUUAUUCGGAAAUUGAAGCUUGACAAUGGUCCUAUAAAUCCUCUUAAGGAUGUUGUUGCAACUCGUAUACAUCCAAAUACUCAUAAUUAUAAUCUUAGGUCCGAAUCAAGCUGGUCACUCCAAACGAACACAGAACGGUUUCAAAAUUUUAUAACUGUCAAAUAUAAUUAUUAA